Molecule: messenger RNA, 2500 nt
Organism: Limanda limanda (common dab)
Lineage: Eukaryota; Metazoa; Chordata; Actinopteri; Pleuronectiformes; Pleuronectidae
Gene: gcgra
Product: glucagon receptor a
Exons: 14
Coding region: 289-1860 (523 amino acids)
Biological process (GO): adenylate cyclase-activating G protein-coupled receptor signaling pathway; cell surface receptor signaling pathway
Cellular component (GO): plasma membrane
Molecular function (GO): peptide hormone binding; glucagon receptor activity
Source: RefSeq, a predicted model, not a curated record
GAGAGAGAGAGAGAGAGAGAGGAGCUGAAGGUGCAGACACGCGUCUCCUCACACAGUGAAAGUUGGAUUUUACAGCGGAGGAGGAGGAAGAGGAGGAGGAGAUAUCACCAGAGAUGAUGAAGCUCAGAAGAUGAGCAGCGGUGAAGAGAGGACCGGGGCAGAUCCACGGAACCCAGAGCUGUCCACGGCAGUGUGCUGAGCGUAGAUAAGCCCCUCCCCCUUAUGAGGUGAGAACUCUUCCCCAUCCUGCAUCCUUUUCCCUCCCAGCACCAACAGCAGGAAAAAGGGAUGUCACGACUGUUCCUCCUUUUGGCAACGCUCGUCGUCUCCUGCAGCGUCCAGGUGUCUCCCGCUGCCACCCUGGAUAAGCUGAAGGAGAGUUUGAAGUUGUACAUGGACGAGUGUGAUCGCAACAACAGUCGAGACCCGCCGAGCACCGGCCUCUUGUGCAACAGGACGUUUGACAAUUACGCCUGUUGGCCCGAUGGAGUCCCCAACACCACCGUGAGCGUGGCGUGUCCCUGGUAUCUGCCAUGGUACCAUGAAGUUCAGCACGGUAUGGUGUAUCAGGAAUGUGACGCAAACGGCCAGUGGGUGGCUACGAAGAAUACCAGCGAGUGUGACUCCAAUAAUCCAAGGAAGCAGUACUACGGCCACAUCCGGAUCAUGUACACAGUGGGAUACUCCUUAUCUCUGGUGGCUUUGGUGCUGGCGCUCGGGAUCCUCAUAUUCUUCAGGAAGCUGCACUGCAUGAGGAACAACAUCCACAUGAACCUGUUUGCCUCCUUCAUCCUGCGAGCGCUGUCGAUCCUCAUCAAGGACGCUCUGCUGGUGGCCAACAUCACAUCGCAGGACCUCAGCAGGGACCAGGAGCAGGAGUUCCCUCGGGCGUCCAUGCCUCCAGUGGAGCUGCUGGUCAACAAUGAGAUCACAGUCAGCUGUCGCAUCGCCGUGGUGAUGAUGCAAUACAGCAUCAUGGCCAACACCUACUGGCUGCUGGUGGAGGGCAUCUACCUCCACAACCUGCUGGUGAUCACCGUGUUCACCGAGAGGAACUACUUCAAGAUCUACCUGUGCAUCGGCUGGGGAACUCCGUUGAUCUUCCUCGUGCCCUGGGUGAUAGUUAAAUAUCUGUAUGAAAACCAAGAGUGCUGGGGGCAAAACAUAGACAUGAAUUACUGGUGGAUCAUACGUUCCCCAAUUCUACUGGCAGUUGUGAUCAACUUCCUCAUCUUCAUCCAUAUCAUUAAAAUUCUCGUGUCAAAACUUCGAGCUCACCAGAUGAGAUACACCGACUACAAGAUCCGGUUGGCCAAGUCGACUCUGACCCUGAUCCCUCUGCUGGGAAUCCAUCAGGUGGUCUUCAUCUUUGUGACGGACGAAUCUACCAAGACCACCAUCAGUUUGCGUCUCACCAAGCUCUUCAUCGACCUCUUCCUCUCGUCCUUCCAGGGUCUGUUGGUGGCCAUCUUGUAUUGCUUCGUGAACAAAGAAGUGCAGUCCGAGAUCCUGAAGAAGUGGAAGCGCUGGAAGCUGGGGCGGAACAUCGAGGAGGAGUACCGCCACACGUACAGCAACACGCCCAACACCAAGAGCGGCAGCCUGCUGAACCACGUGACCCGGCUGCCCCGCCUCCCGGACAUCGCCAAGGCCUCGGCUCCGCCCGGCAGCCCCGAGGAGCGGCACAUGCUGGUGGCUCGCUGCCACAACGGCGCCGUGCACGGCACCGGGGACGGGCCGGGCUCCUCUCCACUGCACCGGGGCACGGUCAGCAGCUGCACCCUGACGGAGGACAUCAGCCUCACGGACAAGGUGGAGAGCUACAAGGCCCAGAGAGGGAACGCAGAGAGCCACCUGUGAACGGCUCGGGGAACUCUGAGAGGAGACUCUGAGGAGCUUUGAGCGCUGGCUCCGACUUCCUGCGCUGGGUGGAGGAGUGGAGGAGCUGUUUGAGUCGUGUGUCAGACAGAGAUCAGUGACUGAACAGAUCUCGCUCCACAGCCCGAGAACCGAGGGGGAAAAACACGGCAGACGUCCGAAUGUGCUGUGAGCUUUGUGAAUGCAUUUCUGUAGAUGUUUGUCGGACGGUGUCAGAAACUGCUGCAUGUGGAACGAUGCAACAACAGAAUCUCAAAGGCAGAUAUUAGACCUGUAAAAUAAUACGAAGCAGACAAAAAAAAAAGAGCCCAAAACCUCAAAGAGCAACAACGGCAACAAAGGGGACAAAAAGGACGCAGGGUCUUUUUACUCAAGCCUCUGUUUUUCAUUUGUGCUGUGUAUUAAAUGUGUGUUUUUGUGGAACUGGAGGUUAAAGACAAACUGGACGUUGAACUGUUUACACAACAAAUACCAACAAGUGACCCAGAAGAAGGAUUCUGCUUCUUCUUGUGCUCUGGUAUCUGUUAGUGUUUAUGUCCGAAGUGACUCUGGUGAACAUGUACAGGAAGAGGAAGAAACCUCAAACAGGACGGUGACCACAGUGUUGUUCGAGUGCCCCCCC